Messenger RNA from Torulaspora delbrueckii, 432 nucleotides. RefSeq names its product dithiol glutaredoxin GRX1 (gene GRX1). The record is from RefSeq and is a predicted model, not a curated record. NCBI's taxonomy places the organism in Eukaryota, Fungi, Ascomycota, Saccharomycetes, Saccharomycetales, Saccharomycetaceae. Gene Ontology annotation, molecular function: glutathione disulfide oxidoreductase activity. Bases 1 to 432 code for a protein of 143 amino acids. Gene Ontology annotation, cellular component: nucleus; cytoplasm. The transcript has a single exon. Gene Ontology annotation, biological process: cellular response to oxidative stress.
AUGCAGAUUGAUUUCGGUUCAAUUUUACCACUUCUCAUCAUUUUACUCAUAUCAAAUUUAUUCACCCGAAGGCUCUUCAGUAAAGCUACUACUGCGAAGAAAAUGGUCUCUCAACAAACUAUCACUCGUGUCAAGGAUCUAAUUGCCAAGAACAAAAUCUUUGUGGCUUCCAAGACCUACUGUCCUUACUGUCAAGCUACUCUAAAGACCUUGUUUGAUGACUUGAAUGUUCCAAAAUCCAAGUCUUUGGUCUUGCAAUUAAACACCAUGGAUGAUGGUGCAGAAAUCCAAGAGGCAUUGUUCGAGAUUAAUGGCCAAAAGUCUGUUCCUAACAUCUAUAUUGAUGGUAAGCACAUCGGUGGUAACAGUGAUUUGCAAGAAUUGAAAAAUGCUGGUAAAUUGGACGAAGUGUUGAAGGAAGCACUAGCUUAA